This is a messenger RNA of Dipodomys spectabilis (banner-tailed kangaroo rat), 591 nucleotides long. It is a transcript of the gene Minar2, whose product is annotated as membrane integral NOTCH2 associated receptor 2. The record is from RefSeq and is a predicted model, not a curated record. The transcript has 3 exons. Bases 4 to 573 code for a protein of 189 amino acids. NCBI's taxonomy places the organism in Eukaryota, Metazoa, Chordata, Mammalia, Rodentia, Heteromyidae.
GACAUGGACCUUUCUGUUUUGCCCAAUAACAACCAUCCUGACAAAUUCCUGCAGCUUGACGUGAAGUCUUUAAUGAGAAGCCCGGCCUUUCUGCAGGCGAGCCUCGCGAGAUUUCCCAGUGGCAAUUAUCCUGCUGCACAACACUGGCAAAACCUCGUCUACUCACAGAGAGAAAAUAAUUUCACUACACAACGAAUUAAGGGAUUCAGCGUGGAGGUCCCACUUAUUGCCGAUAGCCCUCCCCCAUCUAUGUCCUCAGUCAUGAAGAAUAACCCACUAUAUAGUGAUAUAAGUUUGGAGGAAGCUAUGGAAGAAAGAAAAAAGAAUCCUUCAUGGACCAUUCAGGAAUAUGACAAACGUUCCCUGCAUUCAAACCUCUCUGGACAUCUGAAGGAAAACCCUAAUGAUCUACGGUUUUGGUUGGGAGAUAUGUACACACCAGGUUUUGACACCUUAUUGAAGAAAAAGAAGAAACGUGAUAAGCGAUCAAAAUUGUGUCACAUGGGUCUGAUCUUACUUCUUGUAACUUCUGUCUUGGUUACCAUAGUGACUAUCAGCACAUUUUUCACCUAAAGAGACUGUCACAGAUAG